GGGAGUGGAAAGAGGGAGAAGAGAAGAGAAGAGAAGAGAGCAAUGGGCAGAAAGAAAGAGAAAGAGAAAGAGAAAAAAGGGAGCGACAGCGAAGACGACGACGUAUUCUACUAUCGGUUCAGCAGUGCAUCAACAUCCAACCCAAACCAAACCCAAUCCAAAGGGAAAGGGAACCAAAACAAGGGAUCACAGUCACAAUCACAAGCCUUAGCUCCCUCCAAAUCAACGUUGUACGUAUCCAACAUCGACUACUCCCUUACAAACUCCGAUCUCCACACUCUCUUCUCCACCUUCGGCCGCAUCGCGCGUGUCACAGUCCUCAAAGACCGCCACACGCGCCUUAGCCGCGGCGUCGCCUUCAUCCAGUUCGUUUCCCGCCACGACGCCCGCACCGCCGCCUCUCAGAUGCACCGCAAGGUCCUCAACGGCCGCACCCUCACCGCCUCCAUCGCCGCCGACAACGGACGCGCCCCCGAAUUCAUCCGCAAGCGCGUGUAUCGCGACACCGGCAAGUGCUUCGAGUGCGGCACCUCCGGCCACCUCUCCUACGACUGUCCCAGGAAUCAGUUGGGCCCACGCCAGCGCCCCCAGCCCAAGCGUGGCCGUAGAGGGCUCGGCCGCGACAACGGCGACGACGAAGGCGGUGAAUCUGAAGGUGGCGGUGAUGGUGGCGGGGGAGAGCGGUUUGAGGAUGAUAAUUGGGCCUCUGUUGUGGAUGAUGGUGCGGAUGAGAGGCUGUUGGCGAGGAACUAUGAUGUGGAAGCUGUGGGUGCCACGAAGAAGAAGAAGAAAGGGAAGAAAGCAGGGUACUUUAGUGAUGAGAGCGACGAUGACGAUGAUGGUUGAUAAUUAAUUUGAAUGGUAUUUCUGUUGUUGAGUGUUCUAUGUUGAUGAGAAUUGAAGGGCAUGUGAUCAAGCAACCUAUCUGGAAAAGUUUCCCAUUUCCAAGGACAAUAGUUGAUUGGAAGGUCCUAUCAGUAUUAGAAGCUACAAUUGUAACUAUCCCUGGAACUAUAUUCACUAUGGUUUUAGGAUGAGGGCCAUUGUUCUUUGCUGAACAUGCUUCAAUGGCUAUGGGAUCAUCAAAAGUCUGAUCGGAAUUGGACACUCUGGUCAUACCCCAUGUUGCAGAACAGAUAUAUGCAUAUUAAUUGAAUAAUUUUCUCUUCAAACGAUUUGUUCAUAACAUCUAACGCACAAGCUGAAUAGUACGGGCAAUAUAAUUUAUAAAUACUUAAGGU
Abrus precatorius (Indian licorice) is the source of this 1241-nucleotide messenger RNA. Its product is annotated as U11/U12 small nuclear ribonucleoprotein 31 kDa protein. Bases 43 to 846 code for a protein of 267 amino acids. The record is from RefSeq and is a predicted model, not a curated record. The transcript is spliced from 2 exons. Lineage: Eukaryota; Viridiplantae; Streptophyta; Magnoliopsida; Fabales; Fabaceae. Gene Ontology annotation, cellular component: U12-type spliceosomal complex. Gene Ontology annotation, biological process: mRNA splicing, via spliceosome. Gene Ontology annotation, molecular function: zinc ion binding; RNA binding.